Molecule: messenger RNA, 1907 nt
Organism: Pygocentrus nattereri (red-bellied piranha)
Lineage: Eukaryota; Metazoa; Chordata; Actinopteri; Characiformes; Serrasalmidae
Product: elongation of very long chain fatty acids protein 6-like
Exons: 4
Coding region: 105-899 (264 amino acids)
Biological process (GO): fatty acid elongation, polyunsaturated fatty acid; very long-chain fatty acid biosynthetic process; sphingolipid biosynthetic process
Cellular component (GO): endoplasmic reticulum membrane
Molecular function (GO): fatty acid elongase activity
Source: RefSeq, a predicted model, not a curated record
CUGUUCUGCGUGUUCCGCCUGUUCUGCGUGUUCUGCGUGUUCCGGCGUCGCAGUGGUUUGAAAUCGCGCCGUAGGGUCGAGAGAAUAAACUAGACACGUGAGAAAUGAACGCGACGCUUCUGGAGUCGUUCGACUUCGAGCGGAGGUUUGACGAAAAAGUCGCGUUUGAGUGGUUUCAGGAAAACUGGACGAAGUCGUUCGUGUUCAGCACUCUGUAUGCCGCUGUUAUAUUGCUUGGCCGGCAUUUCAUGAGAGAGCGGCAGAAGCUGGACCUUCGAAGGCCUUUAGUUCUCUGGUCACUGAGUCUGGCAAUAUUCAGUAUUUUCGGAGCCAUCCGUACUGGAUCCUACAUGCUGCACACUUUCAGCUCCAGUGGCUUCCGGCAGACCGUGUGUGACACCGACUUCUACAGCGCACCCGUCAGCAAGUUCUGGGCAUGCGCCUUCACCCUCAGCAAGGCACCUGAACUCGGUGACACGGUCUUCAUCGUUCUCCGCAAGCAGCGUCUGAUCUUCCUGCACUGGUACCACCACAUCACGGUGUUGCUGUACACCUGGUACUCCUACAAGGACCGGGUGGCCGGAGGUGGCUGGUUUAUGACCAUGAAUUACACGGUCCAUGCACUGAUGUACAGCUACUACACUGCCAAAGCAGCUGGCCUGCGACUGCCCAAGCCCUGUGCCAUGAUCAUCACAGCCCUGCAGAUCCUACAGAUGGCCAUGGGCCUGACCGUCCUGGCAUUGGUUUACUACUGGCACCAUGACGUCCACUGUGCCUCCAACAUGAACAACAUUGUGUCGGGCUCACUCAUGUACCUCAGCUACCUGGUGCUUUUCGCCUUGUUCUUCUAUCAGUCCUACCUGAAGAAGGAGAAGAGCAAGGAUGUUAAAGCCGAAUAAGGGUGGAUUGGCCAGUAGGGGGCAGUAGUGUGGAUCUAGAAGGUUGUCGGCAAAUAACAUUUAGUUAACCUGUGGAUUUAGGCUGAAUCCCAUCUCUUCUUUUUACCUCUACCCCUUGAUUUUGAGCGUUGCCCCCUUACAGAGUUACAGGGCAGUGGUUGAAAUCUUCCCUCUGAAAUGAGACCCUCAAAAAAAGAACUCAGAAAUCUUUUAAACAGAGAAAAUUCUCACGUUUGUGGGUUUCUUUAGUCUCAUGUUCAGCCAACUUGCCAAUUUCCUUCAUUCUCAAACGCUAUUUGAAUUGUCCCUCUGAAAACCUCUGUUUGGAGGGUCAUGUAGCCCCAACACUUUGCCCUACCAGUCUAUCUCAACAAGACUCGGGACCCCCUACACCUAGACGAGAGCGUGCAAAACGGUCCUGCUAAGUGGUAGGGAAGAGGGCUGAAAUGGGAUUGGGCCUUCUAGUGAUUCACACUAAGUUAGUUUAACAGUAUAAAUAGAUAUUCCCAAAAAAUGACCUCAUAGAAGGCUGCUGUCUGAUCUAGGGCCUGUGAGCACUGCCUAAUUGUGACGUAACCACGACAACAGUUACUAAAUUAUUUCUCCCUCGCGGCUCAUUGAAAAAAAAUGAAGUUCUGUUGAAAGUGAAGACAUGAAACUUUGCUUUUCACCACAUUUGUGUUCAUAAGUGGAACAGGAGAUAUUUUCUUAGGAUUUCUUAGGUGGAAAGUCAUACGCACAGUACUGCUUGCCGGGGGGAGAAAUGAUUACAUUUUCUGUUAUUUUGGUGUCAAAACAAGCAAACUGAGUGUAAAAGCACUUAAAAAAUGUAUAGCACUUAAAAGAGCGCUCCACUACUUUUAACGAUUUCUGCAGGCAUUAAGGUGUGAACAGAGGUUCAGACGUCUUUACAGUGGUGGUGAUGGGAACCAGACGUCGCCAUGACUACAACACAGAUAUAGACACUUUAUUUACCAUCCAGAACCACCAGAGAACCUACAUGAGUCU